CUUGGUUUAGUUAUAAAAGUCGACAGUACAUUUGAACAAAUUCGAAAGUGAAAGUGUACUGCGACAAAUAGGCACAGCACAUUUAUUGUUCAACGGUCUUGUCAGAGGAAGAUAAGGUCUAGUUAUUCGCACAAGUGUGAUUGAGAUAUUAUAUGAUAAAGGAUUAUUAGCAUUAUUUUCUGAACUAAUAUUUCCCGACUUCAUUUGGACGUCGUGAUUUUUCAGAGAUUUUACGCACGACAUGCCACCUUGCGUUAUUGAAAAAGACAGGUCGAGGGCCCUGUAUACAGUUAUGUGGUUGUGCACAUUGGCAGCUUGGUGUGUGUCUCUCUCCACUGCCACUUCAGACAUUUUCACAUGUUCGGUACCCGAGGAUCCGGUCUCGGCGCGGUUUGGACAUGUUGCCACCAUGCCAUGCUGGCUCACCCCUUCCAUGAACGCAGAGGACCUGGAGGUGCGUUGGUACCGGCCCAAAGAUUUCGACAACCCGGUCUUGCUCUACAGAGAGAGAAAGAUCCAGGAAGCCUCACAGCAGUCCCAAUUUGAGGGCCGCACCUCCCUUGGGCUCCGGGAGGUUACGUCAGAAGGGCUGAAGGGAGGGGAUGUGACCUUGAAGCUGGUUAAUGUCACUCUGAGAGACCAAGGGGAGUAUGUGUGCUACGUCAGCAGUAACCAGGGCUAUGAGAUUGCCAGUGUCUUUCUCAAUGUAACUGUGAUGGGCAGCCCUCCUCUCCUCUCAGCAGUCAGAACAGAUGCUGACUCUGUGAAUGUGAGCUGUGUUUCCCAUGGAUGGAAGCCAAGGCCCAGGCUACAGUGGUCAGAUGGGAGGCAGACUCUGAAACCUGAGAAGCUGGACUACAGCAGUGGGGCCAAUGGUCUGGUGUCUGCCCACAGCUGGGUCCUCUCUUCCCCCUCCAGUGCUCCCUGGGUAUCCUGUUCUCUGGUUCUGUCUGAAGGGGAGGAGUUGGAGGGAAGAGUGGACCUACGGAACCUUGCGUCUGUACCAGAGACUUCAUCAGGACUGCAAACAGCUGUAAUCAUUUUAGCUCUGCUUCUGCUCCUGUCCGUUGUCUUCAUCGGUGUGCUCUACAAAAAGAGAGGAAACAAAUCAACACGUGUGCCUGAAGGAGAUAUAGUGGAUAUCAAGACUAUGAGCCAAGUUGAAGAUUUAGUGGAUAUAGAGACUAUGAGACAAGCUGGAGUGGACGUCACAUUGGAUCCCAAGACAGCUCAUCGUCAUCUGACAGUUAGUCAAAAUGGUAAAAUUGUGAGAGACAGUGAAGAUAAUGUAUGUCCUCCGGGUAACCGUGCUUAUAUACUUGGAACACAUGGUUUUACCUCGGGCAACAGUGCUUACUGGGAGGUUAGACUGGAUAAGGAGAAUGUAGGCAUUAAAGAAUCCUGGUGGGUUGGACUUGCAAGUGGGUCUGUUAAAAGACAAGGUGAUGUACCAGCCACACCUUCCAAUGGUUUCUGGUUCCUGUCCUCAGACAAAGAGAAAGGCUUACGGCUUAAUAUGACCCCCAACAUCCUACUUCCUGCCAAUCCUAGACCUCAGACACUAGGUGUGUAUUUGGACUAUGACAAGGGAGUACUCUCUUUUAUCAAUGUAAAAGACAAUAAACUGAUUGUCACUGUGAGAGCUAUGUUCAUAGGGGAGGUGUUUCCUCUUUUUAACCCAGGUAAAGGUGACAAAGCCCCUAUGACGAUAUUAGAUGUCAGCCGCUAUAAAACAGACACUGUAAAAGUGUCUGUUUCUGAAAGAGAGAGCAAUGUCGCUCCACCUGUUGAAGAGGCUGAGACUGAUGCCCUUCUAGCUUCUAACCAAAGUCACAAUCAUCAGACUUCUGAAUCCAAAGACCGUUAAAUGUCUGUGAAUAAACUACAGCACUAUGUAUUAACACAUUGUUUUGUGUAUCAAGUGCACUUCAUAUUAGGGUGUGUACAGUAGUAUUCUGUACUGGUCCAAUUCAUCAUCUCCUUGCUCUUCUCCUUUGUCUGCAGUGCAAUUUGAUUUGAUUUGACUACCAUGGAAACAUAUGAUUGGUGAAAGCAGUGUAGUAGGUGGAUGUAGUAGGUGGAAGUAGUAGGUAGAUGGAUGUAGUAGGUGGAUGGAUCGAUGGAUGUAGUAGAGAUAUAGUAGAUGGAUGUAGUAGUAGAUGGAUGUAGUGGAUGGAUGGAUGUAGUCGAGAGAUGUAGUUGAUGGAUGUAGUAGUAGAUGGAUGUAGUGGAUGGAUGGAUGUAGUCGAGAGAUGUAGUUGAUGGAUGUAGUAGAUGGAUAUCUACUUGGUGUUUGGUUUGACCAUCCCCUGUUUUUCCCAGCAGUGCAGAGAACAGGAGACAGUUGAGAAGCUCCUUGCAAUAUAGCCGCUCUCUAUAGUGUUCACUAUUAUUAUUUUAAUGGUAGAGCCAUCUGGUGACAUUUCAUUUGAAACCGUAGAUUUUUCCCUUUUAUAGAGCAAUGUACUACUGCUUACUUGAAAAGAUCAGAUUAUAUUGACUAGAGUAUGUGCAUUUAAAAACAACAAAAAUUCUACUGGGGAAAAUCAUUUUCAACAUCCAACUUGAAAACCUGGCCAUCUUUCUAGAGCUCCAUCUUUCUGACCUGAAGUUCACUGACUUCAUGAUUUGACCUCGUUUUUUUUCCAAGUUCACAGUUGUCUUGAAAGCAACAUGACCAUCACAUGCAGGUACCAUCAGUUCUGUAAAAUAAAAAGCAAAUUAUUUCUUUUUAUGCUCAGCUGUGCGUCGCAAGUGCUACACCAACUGCUCUAUUUUGUUAUCAAAGCUUGAGUUUUGAAAUUUAAUAUGGUCUGAGAAGAACAAUAUUGGCAGUCUAGGCCUUUAGCCAAUAUCCUGUGAUAGGCCUCCUGUAAAAACCUAAUACACUAAUUCCUACAGAACUGUUUUUAUUAUUUGAAUGUAAAAAUCUCCAAAUCAUGUUUAAAAGAAAAAAAUCUGAGCAGUUGAUCUCGGCUUGCAAUAUGGUUUCUGGUUGUGGGAGUCUCACCUGGCCCAAUGGGCAAACAGAAAUGCUUUACUGGACUUCUUAGCCUGCGUUUACACAGGCAGCCCAAUUUUGAUCUUUUUUUUUCACUAUUUGGUCUUUUGACCAAUCAGACCAGGUCUGAAAAGAUCUGAUGAGAAAAUAUCUGAUGUAAUUGGUUAAAAUACCAAUUAGUGGAAAAAAUAUGAAUUACUGAGGAUAAUAACGGACGAUAUUGCCACUCCUAUUUGCCAUAUCUUUAUACCAUCUAUUGCAUCUAGCCUAUGCCGCUCGGUCAUUGCUCAUCCAUAUGUAUAUAUUCUUAUUCCAUUCCUUUACUUAGAUGUGUGUAUUAGGUAGUUGUUGUGGAAUUGUUAGAUUACUUGUUAGAUAUUGCUGCACUGUCGGAACUAGAAGCACAAGCAUUUCGCUACACUCACAAUAACAUCUGCAUGUGACCAAUAAAAUUUGAUUUUAUUUGUCUAAUUCCAGCCACACAGCCUUGGAAGUGAACAGAAAAGCAUUCACUCAAUUACAUUGCUUUUCAUAAAGCAAUAUAAUUUUGAAAAAAUGCGACUGAUAUCGAUAUAGAUUUUCCAUAUCGCUUCCCUUCAGUGCUUUUACCUCUUGUCCAUUUAUCUAUACAAACAAGCUAAAACUGCACACCUCUGAGAACAACCCAUCUCGACCAGCUGACAGCUAAUUAUGCCAGCUAGCUAAUUCAAGGGCAAGGAAAGGUGUGGGAGAGAGACAUCCGCACAAGCUCAGCAAUCCACAUAAAGAGACACACAUGCAAUUAUUGAACUUUGCUUUAUCUUGGCCAGGUCGCAGUUGUAAAUGAGAACUUGUUCUCAACUAGCUUACCUGGUUAAAUAAAGGUGAAAUAAAAAAAAUACAAGUGUUCACGCUGUGAGAAAUUCUACGUCACAAUCAAAUCAUAUAAAAUGUGUUUGUCACGUGCCCGAAUACAACAUUUCACCUUAUAGUGAAAUGCUUACUUACACGCCCUUAACCAACAAUGCAGUUUUAAGAAAAAUACCUAAAAAAAACCAAGAAAUAUAAGUAACAAAUAAUUAAGAGCAGCAGUAAAAUAACAAUAGCGAGGCUAUAUACAGGGGGUACCGGUACAGAGUCAAUGUGCGGGGCACCGGUUAGUCGAGGUAAUUGAGGUAAUAAAUACAUGUAGGUAGAGUUAUUAAAGUGACUUAUGCAUAGCUAAUAACAGAGAGUAGCAGGGGGUAGAAGCUGUUUAGAAGCCUCUUGGAAGCUCUCAACCUGCUCCACUACAGCCCCGUCCAUGAGAAUGGGGGCAUGCUCAGUCCUCCUUUUCCUGUAGUCCUCAAUCAUCUCUAUAGUCUUGAUCACGUUGAGGGAGAGGUUGUUGUCCUGGCACCACACGGCCAGGUCUCUGACCUCCCUUUAUGCAGAUGUCUCGUCGUUGUUGGUGAUCACUGUUGCGUCAUCGGCAAACUUAAUGUUGGAGUUGUGCCUGGCCGUGCAGUCAUGAGUGAAUAGGGAGUACAGGAGGGGACUGAGAACACAAUCUGAACGUCUGGGAAUAUUUACACGACACCCAUCACUAGUCAGGAUGUUUCCAAAUAUAUAUUUAGUGAUUUUUUUUUGUAUUGACAGAAUUUCUAAUUCCAUGUAUUAGCUACAUUUAUAUAAUGUCAAGACAAUGUAACGUGUCAGUUAUGAAUGUGUUUCUCGUUAAAAAAAAAUAUUAUGGUUUAUUUUUCAGUAAUGUUGUGGUAGUGCUAAUGUUUUUCCUACUGAAUCUGUCACCAUAAUGUAGCCAAUACUAAAGAAGUUCCCUUGAAAAAGGAGUGUAUAUAUAAGCUGUCUAAUUUUUUAUUGUUGAUUAGUAAUUAUGUACAUUGUGCCAAUAUAAUAUUGUAAAUGACAAAAAAAUGAAUAAAAAAACUGUCAUCAUAAACAAA
This is a messenger RNA of Salmo salar (Atlantic salmon), 4926 nucleotides long. RefSeq names its product butyrophilin subfamily 1 member A1. The record is from RefSeq and is a predicted model, not a curated record. NCBI's taxonomy places the organism in Eukaryota, Metazoa, Chordata, Actinopteri, Salmoniformes, Salmonidae. Gene Ontology annotation, biological process: regulation of cytokine production; T cell receptor signaling pathway. Gene Ontology annotation, cellular component: external side of plasma membrane. Gene Ontology annotation, molecular function: signaling receptor binding.